GCCGCCAUUUUGGACGUCAGGUUUGUUCCUCCCUCCGUCGCAAAGAGAGAGAAUAUUCCAGUUUUUUUCCGGUGUCAUUACGGCCGAGCAUGCCAGCUCCAAUUAGGUUACGGGAGCUUAUCCGGACAAUCCGGACAGCCAGAACCCAAGCAGAAGAACGAGAGAUGAUUCAGAAAGAAUGUGCUGCUAUUAGAUCAUCUUUCAGAGAAGAAGACAACACAUAUCGUUGUAGAAAUGUUGCAAAGCUGCUUUAUAUGCACAUGUUGGGAUACCCUGCACAUUUUGGCCAGUUGGAGUGCCUCAAAUUAAUUGCAUCUCAGAAGUUUACAGAUAAACGAAUUGGAUAUUUGGGUGCCAUGUUAUUAUUGGAUGAAAGGCAAGAUGUGCAUCUGCUCAUGACAAAUUGUAUUAAAAAUGAUCUGAACCACAGUACACAGUAUGUACAGGGCCUUGCACUGUGCACCCUUGGCUGUAUGGGCUCUUCAGAAAUGUGUAGAGACUUAGCAGGGGAAGUUGAGAAGCUACUUAAAACCUCAAAUUCCUACUUAAGAAAAAAGGCCGCACUGUGUGCUGUUCACGUUAUUAGAAAGGUGCCUGAACUUAUGGAAAUGUUCCUGCCAGCUACAAAAAACCUAUUAAGCGAAAAAAAUCACGGUGUCCUCCACACUUCUGUAGUUCUUCUCACAGAAAUGUGUGAAAGAAGUCCGGACAUGUUAGCACAUUUCAGAAAGAAUGAGAAGCUUGUUCCCCAACUAGUCAGAAUCUUAAAAAACCUCAUCAUGUCAGGAUAUUCCCCAGAACAUGAUGUUUCUGGAAUUAGUGAUCCUUUUUUACAGGUUCGGAUAUUGAGAUUGCUCAGAAUCCUUGGUAGGAAUGAUGAUGAUUCCAGUGAAGCUAUGAAUGAUAUUCUUGCACAGGUUGCGACCAACACAGAAACAAGUAAAAAUGUAGGAAAUGCAAUCCUAUAUGAAACAGUUUUGACAAUAAUGGAUAUAAAAUCUGAAAGUGGUCUAAGGGUUUUAGCUAUUAACAUCUUGGGGCGUUUCUUAUUAAAUAACGACAAAAACAUUAGAUAUGUUGCAUUGACAUCACUAUUGAAGACGGUACAGACUGACCACAAUGCUGUACAGAGACAUCGGAGCACUAUUGUUGAUUGUUUAAAAGAUUUAGAUGUAUCCAUAAAGAGACGUGCCAUGGAGCUGAGUUUUGCUCUUGUGAAUGGGAAUAAUAUUCGUGGUAUGAUGAAGGAACUACUAUAUUUCCUGGACUCGUGUGAUCCAGAAUUCAAAGCAGAUUGCGCAUCUGGGGUCUUCCUUGCAGCAGAGAAGUAUGCUCCCUCAAAGCGAUGGCAUAUAGACACUAUUAUGAGAGUUCUAACCACGGCUGGGAGUUAUGUAAGAGAUGAUGCAGUGCCGAACCUAAUACAGCUUAUCACCAACAGUGUAGAGAUGCACUCUUAUACAGUACAGAGACUUUACAAAGCACUGAUAGAGGAUAUCUCACAGCAACCACUUGUGCAGGUGGCAUCAUGGUGUAUUGGUGAAUAUGGUGAUUUGCUUGUUUCUGGUCAUUGUGAAGAAGAGGAGCCAAUUCAGGUUUCAGAAGAUGAAGUUCUGGACGUUUUAGAAGGUGUUCUGGUAUCAAAUUUGUCAUCUUCUGUAACAAGGGGUUAUUCCCUCACAGCAAUCAUGAAGCUUUCCACUAGAUUUUCUAGCAGUGUAAAUCGAAUUAAGAAAAUCGUUUCAAUAUAUGGAAGCAGUAUAGAUGUGGAGCUUCAGCAGAGGGCAGUUGAGUACAAUGCACUUUUCAAGAAAUAUGAUCAUAUGAGGUCUGCCUUACUAGAACGAAUGCCAAUUAUGGAGAAGUCAACAACCAAUGGUCCUACAGAUAUCAUUCAAACAAAUGGUGAAGCUGAGCCUUCUGUUUUAGAAAAUAAACAUAUUACAGGAGGCCAUCAACCAGCCAGUCAGGCAAACGAUUUGCUAGAUCUUCUAGGAGGAAGUAAUGUCAUGCCUGUCAUUCAGACUGCUGCUUCAACAAAGCCAGCAUCAGCUGGUGGAGAGCUUCUAGACCUACUUGGAGAUCUCACUCUUUCAGGGGGUCCAGUAACAGUGCCUACGGCUCCUCUUUCAGUGUCUCAGACUCCUUUCUUGCUGGAUGGCUUAGGACCUCAGCCUUUGUUUAAUGAUGUUACAGCAGGUAUUCCACCCAUGACAGCCUACAAUAAAAAUGGUUUGAAAAUAGAGUUUACUUUUGAAAGGUCCAACACAAAUCCCAAUAUUGCAGUAAUUACAAUACAUGCCUCAAACUCAACGGAUGCCGAGAUGACAGAGUUUGUAUUCCAAGCUGCAGUACCAAAGACAUUCCAGCUGCAGCUGCUAUCUCCCAGUAGUAAUAUUGUCCCAGCAUUGAACACAGGAACAGUGACACAAGUCAUCAAAGUGCUCAACCCACAGAAGCAACAACUUCGGAUGAGGAUCAAGCUGACCUAUAUGCAUAAAGGUUCUUCUAUACAGGAUCUGGCAGAAGUCAACAAUUUUCCUGCACAGUCUUGGCAGUGAUUACUUUGCUUUCUUGCACACCUAAAAAGGAAACUUUUUGAAAAGAUCCUACUGAAUGAUCCCAUAUGAAGACCUCUCUCAAAAAGCAACCUUGGGAUGCACAGGGAGCAAUGGAAUCUUUCUGACAUGAAAUAAUGUUUUUGGAAAACAUAUCCAGUAAAAACUACUAGAUUGAUUGACCCUUCAUCUUUGAAGAAGUCUACUGACAAUAAGUUUAUUUCUCUGUCUCCCAACAUACACCAUAUGUCCUUUUUCUCUCUGUUUGCUGUCAGGUUGCAUAAUUGACUUGCAUCUGUUUAAUCCUUAACUGUUAAUAAGUGCACAGCAACUGAAAAGCCCUUGCAGAUAUGAUCUAUUCUGUCAGUUAAUUUAAGUUUGUGGUGGGGUCUUUGCUGCUUUUUAUAAGAUUUUUGAAUCUUUAAGUUGUGUGAAAAUAAAUGAUGGGGACAUUUUUGAGCAAAUUCUCCCCUAAUUUUUGGCACCUAAAUUAUAUGUUUUGACCAACAAUUCAUUUUCUGCAGCCAUUGUUCUUAACCUGUAAACAAAAAUAAUGAUUUUAAAUUACAUAUUAUACUACUAUCUUGGCCAUUUACUGUAGCUGGGCUGUGUCUUUUGUUUUUUGAUUUUUUUCUUUUUCCAUAUUUGAAUAUGAAGAUUUUUUACAUCUGGCACAAAGAAAGACAUUUUGAAUGACAUGUCUCUAGAAUGACAGGCAGAGUUGCAUUUCAGUGUAAUUUCAUUGGUAUACAACUGCAUUAUAAUGCUUUUUUAAAAAACAUGUAGGAUUGAAAAUAUUUUUAUUUUCACUAAAGAAAGAAAGGAAUCUAGUUUUUGAAUUAAGACAAAUAACGCAUGAUGUUUUCCUCCAUACUUUCUGAAAAUUACAUGAAAGGUGCCACAAAGUGUAAUUUUCUCCUUUUUGCAUAUACUUGUUAACACGGGUCCGUACAGUAAAAACUUUGCGCUACAGCUUUCACUUGCAUCCAGUAACAUCUUGGAAAGGGGGUGCAACUGUUGUUAUGAAAGAGAAAAAAUCUCUUGUAAAAUAAUUCACAUUGUCUUUACUGUUCAUCCAUUGACCUUUCAAUGGCCAGCUAUAUUUAAGUGGGCCAGUGCCCCUAAUUGUAAACUUCAGUUUAUUGGAGAAUGUAGAUGCUGUUGAGUUAUUUCACUGGUUUCAUGUAAAUUUUGUGCUAAUAGAAAAAGCAUCAGACUAUUUUCUUUAUGAACAGUGCAGCUAUGCUUUCAAUGUACAGAUGUGCAGUUUAAUCUAAAGAAUUCAAUAAAAUGUUUUUCAGCUAAAAAUGUAUAAGUUAAAAUUUGCCUUUAAUUGUAGAGAAUUCUAUUCACGAAACUUGUCUCUUCAAUUUAUUUAAAUAGCCCCAUGUUUGCAGCUUGGCAGCAUAGAUAUAUCUGUCAAUCUGGUUAAGUAAACCAAGCUAUGCAGCUUCAGUUUUCAUUUUUUUAAGCAUUCGUUAACAAAAGCAGUCUUUGUAGAUGAACAUUUGAAUUGACUUUGAAUGUAGUGUUGGUACUUUUUGCGUUUCUGUGAAUUAGUUUUUGCACCAUCAAGGUCACAUAUUUCAUCAUCAGGCCAUUGUAACAGUUUUAUUAGGACUGUACUACAGUUCACAUUUGACAUUAAAAGAACUGAACCUUUUUUUUUUUUUAAUUGGGAUGUUUUAUAUUUAGACAAAUCUAUGCUGAAAAUAUUGCAGUUGCUAAAAUGAGUGCCUUUAUUAUUGUGUAGGCAGUAUAAACUCUUAAGUGCUAACUGCACUUAUCUGAAUUCAGUAUUUGUUUUUUUUUGGGGGUUUUUUUUUUUGCUCAGACCCUUAAAUAUUUAUGGGUGGAAAGAGGUAUAUAUUACUUUUACAUUAAGAUUGGCUGUAGUGGCCUCAAUAUUGUUAGUCUAAAAGUGAUACAUGUGGCAUUGGUUGGUAAAUUUGUUUAUAGGCAGUCUUAAUUAUAAAUUUAGAUAAACCUCUGCAUCUGAAAAUUUCCUUAAGUAUAGCAAAAAGAAUUUAUUUUCUCUUAUAAAGAAAUGAUUAUUUCAUACUGUCUCUUUGCAUUCCUUCAAUUUUUUGUUUAUUUCAAUGUAUAUUUUUAUUCUAAUGCCAGCUUUACUUUGUUUUUCUUUGUGUGAUUUUGCAUUGUAGCUUAGCUGUCACAAAACAAUUAAAACAAUAUUUGUAAUACCUCACAAAACAGUUGCUUAGAGCUUACACUUUAUAAUGUGCAUUUUAUAUUUAGAAGAUAAUCAAAUAUUUGGGAGAAGAAAUGGUAAGGUAAAGUUGUGUCACUGAAUGAAUGACCUUUCAUAACAGUAAGUGCAAUGACCAAAGUAAUGUUAAAACGUCUAAUAUUCAUACCAUUUGAGCUUAGAAUAAAGUUCAAGAAAAUUGGUUCAGAAAAAAUGCUGGUAAGUAGUGGCCUGCAGUGAUUGAUAUUCCAUUUUGUGUGUAUAUGUAUAUUUAGGUCUUUUUCUAAUAUACUAGUUAGUCAGGUUCCCUAAAUCUAAUUUUGCAAACAGAUGAAAAUAUAGUAAUAUUCAAAAAUGAUUACAUUAAGGAUUAGUUUUCUUUUAUAACCUAGUUGGUUUGUUAAUUAGGUGGGUUUUCAUAAACCUUUUGUAUAUUGCAAAGAAAAAAAGAUAAAAGACAUUAGCACCUGCUACAUACUUGUAUAUUGUAAAUAGCUGUACAAAAUAUUGCUGAAGCUAAUCCCAUUUCAAAGUUUGCUGAUAUGAUUGCCUGUAUCCAAAUGUAUAAAUAAUUCACAAUCAUAGCUUAUUGAACUACUGAAUUAAUCAAUUGUUGAUUUUAAAGAAAGGUCCUUUUAAUGCAAAUUUGCAUUAUACUCAAAGUCAUUAGCAAACGCAAACGUUUCACAUUAUUGUCUUCUGGUUCAAAACUCUUCAUUAGUAAUUAAUGUGGAAACCGUUGAAAGUACAAGAGUCAAGAGGUUGCUUGCCUAACAGCUUGAUUAUAAGAGCUGUGCAGUUGCUUAUAAAACUGUGACUCUUUAUAUGUAUGAAUUAUUUCCUUGGUGUAUUCUCCUAAGAAAAUGUUUCACCCCCCCUUUACCAAUGCAAUAAGAGUUUACCUCAAAACAGUCCUAUAUUUUACCCUUAACCACAUUUUUGUAUCCCACACAGUCUCGUUCAUUCUCUCUGUUAAUGCUGAUAAUUUAAAGUGCUGCAUUCCCAAAUUGUUUAACAGUUGUUAUUAUUAUUAUCAUUAUUAUUAUUAUUAUAAACAGUUGAUUGAAGUGGUCCUUAGAGAUAUGUAAUCUUCAUGUCCCAGGCUCUAUGUACAUUAGCUAUUUUUAAUGCAGAUACAAGAUUAUGCUGAGAUGUAAAUUAAUUUUAAUGGCAGAACAGUUUGCUGAGAUGUAAAUGAAUUUUAAUGGCAGAACAGUUUUUUGUUUAAAGUGAUCUACUUUCUUGCCAUUCAUGGACUUUCUUAAUAUGUUUGUUUUUAUUAGAUAUUCAUUCUGUCCCUACUAUGCAUUUUGUUGUUUUGAUCUGAACUUAUAUUGGUAAAAUUAAAUGUCAUCAGUCAAACAGAGAGGAUGCACUGUUUACACCUUCAAGACAAUAAUCAUGUAAUUAAAAUAUUCAUAGUGUUUUUUUCCCCCUUUGGAUUUUUUGGGAGUUUAGGAAUUUUUACUGUCUGUACUUUUAAGUGACAACAUUUCGCAAAUAUCAGUGAGAAAUGGAAAGCUGACCACCAUCUGUGAUGUAAAUAUUUGGGGUUGGGGGCCAAUAUGCAUUUUAGUAUACAGUAGAUCAGAAAAUUUAAAUGCAAACAUACCUGAUUCCUUUCUUUCUGUCAUGUGCCAAGAACUGGUUUUUAACAGAUUUAUAAUGCUUCACCCGAAUUGGUAUUUGAGCAGGGUUUUUUAUUUGUAUUUUGCCCAUUAUUACCACUUCAAGAGGAGUCUGACCACCAGUCUUGCAUAACAUUUGUCAAAGAUUUUUAGUGCUGUUCAGUAAAACUUUCAAAGAUAUAAUCGUUAUCGCAUACAUGGAGUAAAACAUUGAAGAAGCAUCAUUUACCAUCAUUUCUACAUAUUCUGCCAUUUUUUAUUGAGAAAAGUUAAAGAUGUGGACUUUUUUUCUUUUCAUGGCCUAUUUCAAUAUGGUUUUAUGUUUAGUAUGGGUAAAAAUGCUUUGGUCUCUCUUUUUGUUGCCUUUGCAAAAAUGUUUGUUUUAAAAUAAUCUCAGAAUAGGUUUUGGAAUUGUACAUGUUUUAUGGAAUCAGGUGAUUUUUAAUUUUACCAUUAAUAACAAAUUAUUUUCAUGAUUGACAACUUUGUUAAUGGACAAGUGAGACAUCUGUUGACAUAUUUGCAUUAUUUUGUACAAGUUAGUACAUCCAUUCAUAUGUGCAUGUAUCUCCCAUACUGCUCAAGGUAAAAGGUGCAACAUAAGGAUGAGUUGCAGUAGUUCACACUCCGAACUGCAUGUGAGUACCAGUGUGUAAAUAGUCACCUUUCUGCCUUUUCUCCCUCUCAGUCUUUUUAAAACCGCACUGAGCCAGCUGACCUGCAAUGUGAAAGUAUGUUAGAAGCAGAAAAGUUGACUAUACUUUAAACUGUUCAAAUGAAAAAAGAAAUGUUUCUGACAAAUCAAAAGUGUGCAGUCUCCAUUUCAUUUUAUGUGAAUAUUUUCAAUGGUUUUAUGUAUUUUUCUCUUUGGACAAGGAAUUGCAGUCUUAGUGUGCAGAGAACCCUGGCAGCAGACCACUUUUGUUUUAAAAUUAAUAACAAAGUAUAUUCCUGUACUUGAAACAGUCUUAAACAGUUUAUAAUACACACCUUUGUUUAUUUUCACAAGAAAUUACUGGUCAAUAACUUAAUAAAGCUGUAAUUUUUCAAGUCACUUCCUUGACAUAACAAAUUUGAACAUCUUUUAAACUACAAGUGAAUGAAAAUGUCAGGAUUAAAUGAGGAGUUGUACAAAAGUAAGUCUGUGUUACUGUCUUUGGGUUUGGAAAAAAGAAUAAAAUCUAUGAUCACUGACUAAUAAAAGCAAAUACAUUCAUAGAUUGUUGUGAGAUGAUUUUCCCAUUUGUUUCAAAAUUAAACAUUCACUGUGCAGAGAAAUGAAGCAGACCAAUAUUUUGUGCAGCAUAUAUCUUUGUAAAACCACUGCACAUUAAUUACAAAAUGUGUGCUGCAGUUUAUGUGGAAAGGACUUGUGAAGUUGAAUGUUAGCAGAUAUUUAUAUACAAAGACUGGAGUUUAAAAGCAAGACUAGGACUGGCUAUGAACUGGCCAUUUUCAAGCUUCACUUAUUGGUUGCUAAAAAUAAAUUUCUGAAAAAAGAUCCUGUUUUUGUAAACCAUGAAUAUGGAAAUCACAAAAGGAAUAAAGAAUUGUUCAGAAGCAA
Messenger RNA from Polypterus senegalus (gray bichir), 7956 nucleotides. RefSeq names its product adaptor related protein complex 1 subunit gamma 1 (gene ap1g1). Gene Ontology annotation, biological process: receptor-mediated endocytosis; intracellular protein transport; Golgi to vacuole transport. The coding region runs from base 90 to 2561 and encodes 823 amino acids. The transcript is spliced from 24 exons. Lineage: Eukaryota; Metazoa; Chordata; Cladistia; Polypteriformes; Polypteridae. Gene Ontology annotation, molecular function: clathrin-cargo adaptor activity. The record is from RefSeq and is a predicted model, not a curated record. Gene Ontology annotation, cellular component: Golgi apparatus; membrane coat; AP-1 adaptor complex.